Owenia fusiformis is the source of this 1347-nucleotide messenger RNA. The record is from the annotation of a GenBank genome assembly. NCBI's taxonomy places the organism in Eukaryota, Metazoa, Annelida, Polychaeta, Sabellida, Oweniidae.
UUGGCUAGCAAUACAACCCUCUUACCCCUACAGAAAAGGAGUUUCUAUUACAACACAAUGUCUUUGGAAGAUUUAAAGAAAAUUGCAUGUGAGGCAAUAGACAAGGCUGCGAAGGAGCUUAAUACACUAAGUCAAGAAAUAUGGAAAAAUCCGGAGCUGAACUUUGAAGAGCACCACGCACACAAGGUCCUGACAGAGUAUCUGACAAAGACAGGGUUUAAUGUUGAACCUAAAUAUAAGCUUGAUACUGCUUUUAGAGCUAUCCAUGGGUCUGAUGGAGAAGGACCCCAUGUUGCAGUGUUGUGUGAAUAUGAUGCCCUCCCAGAGAUAGGCCAUGCCUGUGGACAUAACCUAUUAGCUAUCCAUGGGUCUGAUGGAGAAGGACCCCAUGUUGCAGUGUUGUGUGAAUAUGAUGCCCUCCCAGUGAUAGGCCAUGCCUGUGGACAUAAUCUGAUUGCAGAAGUUGGAAUUGCUGCAGGAAUUGGAAUUAAAGCUGCAAUGGAGGCCUCAGGGAAAAAUAUUGGAAAGUUAACUGUGUUAGGCACACCAGCAGAGGAAGGUGGUGGAGGCAAAGUUGACCUCAUCAAGGCUGAGGUCUUCAAAGACUUUGACAUUGCAAUGAUGUGUCACCCAUGUCCAUUCACAUACAAGACUCUGCCUGGCCUCUUAGCUGUAACCUUUAUUCAAGCCAAUUUCCAUGGCAAAGCGAGUCAUGCAGCAGGUUUUCCCUGGGAGGGCAAGAAUGCUUUGGAUGCGGCAGUCAUGGCAUACCAGAGUAUAUCUUGUAUGAGGCAACAAUUCAAACCCUCAUGGAGGGUACAUGGGAUCAUUACCAAAGGUGGGGUGAAGCCCAAUAUUAUCCCAGAUGAGACUGAACUGCUCUAUUAUCUGAGGGCUCCCACAGACAAGGAGGUGGCAGAAAUCAAAGCUAAAACAAUAGAUAUAUUUGAGUCAGCUGCAAAAAUGACAGGAUGUACAGUUGACAUCACUUACCCUGGGAAGCCAUACUCCAACCUGAUUACAAAUGAUACACUUGCAACAACAUUUGAGGAGAAUGCCAAGUCUAUAGGGGUUGAAUUUGAAGCUGAUGCUGAGAAGGCAACAGCUGGGGGGUCUACAGACAUGGGGAAUGUCUCGUAUGUUGUACCAAGUAUUCACCCGGUCUUUUAUAUAGGAACUGAUGCACCAAACCAUUCAAUUGGUUUUACAGCUGCUGCAGGGGAUGCCAAGGCACAGCCUUACACGCUAGACCAAGGUAAAGCUCUAGCAAUGACAGCUCUAGAUGUGUUUCUCACCCCUGGAGUACUGGAACAAGCCAGGAAAGACUUUCAGAAGGAUACAGCCUAG